Molecule: messenger RNA, 2795 nt
Organism: Stegostoma tigrinum
Lineage: Eukaryota; Metazoa; Chordata; Chondrichthyes; Orectolobiformes; Stegostomatidae
Product: cytoglobin-2-like
Exons: 3
Coding region: 97-573 (158 amino acids)
Biological process (GO): oxygen transport
Molecular function (GO): iron ion binding; heme binding; oxygen binding
Source: RefSeq, a predicted model, not a curated record
UAGGGAACCCUGAAAGAAGUUAAAGGUGACAGGCUUGCAACACACACACACAGAUAGAUUGCCUGUAGACUGCCAGGGGGACUGAGCGCUGCUACAAUGGGUGAGCUGACAGAGGCUGACAAAGCGAACAUCCGUGCAGUCUGGGAGAAAUUGGCUGCGGAUCCUGAGGGAAACGGCAGGACUGUGGUCCUGAGAUUGUUCACGGAUUACCCUGAGACGAAAAAGUACUUUAAGCAUUUUAAGAACAUUUCAACCCAGGAAGAAAUGCAAAACUCCGCUCAGAUCAAAAGACAUGGCAAGACUGUGAUGAACAAACUGACCAGCAUCUUUGAAAAACUGGAUGAUUGGGCUGCAGUCUGCUGCAUCCUGGAUACCAUGGCAGAAAGGCAUGUUUUUGUACAUACAGUGGAGGUAUACAACUUUCAGAUUAUAUUUGAUUUAAUUGUUGCAAUCAUGGCCGAAUCAUUGGGAAGCACCUUUACACCAGAGAUCCGUGAAUCCUGGGUGAAGAUCUUCAAUAUUAUUUACCUUUAUCUUGAGGAAUGCUACAAGAAACACCAAACCACGCCCUAAAUUAAUGGCUUGUGGUUGCAAACACCUACUGCUCCAACCAUCGAUAAAUGAAUGAUAUUGUGUCUAAACAACUCUGUACUGCAAUGACUAUCACGAUCAGCAUUUGGAUGGAUCUGUUUGAGAACAAUGAUAUUUUGACAUUAAGAAUGGGAGGAAUAAAUGAUAAUGUUGUGAAAAAAAUUAAAAAUAUCCAUUGAUCGUCUACACUGUUAAAUUAUAUAAAGUAAGGAAUAUUUUCUGCUUUAUUUGAGCAAUACCUUACUCAAUUGGUCUGAUUUUAGUUCUUGCAUUUAGCCAGACAAAGUAAACAUUACAUCAAUGAAUAGAGGUGCUGGCCUGGUGGUAUCAUCACUGGACAGAGUUAAUACAGAGAACCAGGCAAUGAUCUAGGAACCCAGGUUUGAAUCCCACCAUAGCAGAUGGUGGAAUUUGAAUUCAAUUAAAAUCUGUAAUUAAGAGUCUAAUGAUGACCAUUAAUUGUUUGUUGGGGGGGGCGGAAUAAUACAGUAGGUUCGCUAAUAUCCUUUUGGGAGGGAAACUGCCAGUCUUACCUGGGGCCUGGCUUACAUGUGACUCCAGACCCACAGCAAUGCAGUUGACUCUCACCUGCCCUCUGUGCAAUUAGGGAUGGGCAAUAAAUGCUGGCCUAGCCAGAGAUGCCCACAUUCCAUGUCUUAUUUUAGUUUUGUGGACCCUUUCAAAGACUCUCGGGAAAUAUGCCCUGUUUCAAAAUAUAUAAUUUUACUUUGAGGUUCAUCUUCUUUCUUGACACAUCCCACAACCCAAUGCACCCAGUUAUUUACCUCACUCCAACAAUAUUACAGUAUCCUUCUACCUUAAUCUUACACAAGGCUCAUAAGUGCACAAGUAAUAUUGGGGCGAAGGUGGCAAUCUUAGCCUUGGCUGAAGUUGAAAAAUAUCACUGCUUUCAAAUAAUCAUUCUCUGUAGGAACAACUGGUUGAUGUUUUUUUGAAUGCAGCUGCUUUUUCUGGUUCCUCCUGGCAGGGGAUUUUUGUUAUGGUGUAUUCCUGCUUGUCUGUCCUUGCACACCCUCACUUCAGCCACUCUGCGAUUUCGAUCAGCUAACUGUGCUCAGGUGGAUCCCUCUUUCUCUACUUAGAUCUCUAGAAGAGUUCUCCAACUUUUCAGCUCUGAUUAAAAAAGUGAAAUACUGAUAUUUGCUUUUCUGGAUGUCACUUUUGAAGAUUUCAAUUCACUGUUGCAAGUUUAAGUCCUCUUCAUUUGCCUUAAUAUAGGGUUUUCCGCACACAGCUUAGCAGUCUCCUUUCAAAGGUUACAGUUGCAUUGAUCUUCCAUAGAUCUUUACAGGUUUCCAAGGCAAACGGGAAAGAGGGCAGAAUGUAGCAUCUUAUGAGUUUGAUUCCUGGUUGCAAAGUGGAGUUUUUUCUCGUAACAUCUUUGCAAAAAUUACAUGUGCGUCACAUCUGCCGCCUUCCAUUAUCAUUUAGACAAAUGUAGCUACCUAUUCUGCCAGGCACUGCAAUCUUCAUUCUAAUUCCUGGUUACAAUUCCAGAUUUCUGGCCUGUCUUUCUUGUCACAAUGGAUGGAAGUUUGGGACAAUCAUGACAUUAAACACUGAGCUAGUUAAGGAAGGCCACCUCUUAGCCCCCUGCCCCAUUUUUUUUUUCCAUUCUGCAACUUUGAUUUAUUGACAAAACCAUUUAUUAUGAGAAAACCCAAAUAGUCAAAAAUGCAAAUUUAUACUUCCACUGACCUGAUUUUCAGGCAAAUUGCAAAAUGAGUCAAUGAAAUGCUUUUGGAAAUGUGAGUAAAUGUAGUUUGAAUCAUAUCCAUGCAUGGAUGAACGAAAAAUUACUAUUUUUCAAGAUUGUACCAUGCAAGUUUGUAUGUUAUGCUGGAUUUAAAUCUUACUAAUUUACUAAAUGCUUACAAUUAAUACAAAAUAAUAUUGUGCAAUGAUCCAACAAAUGCAUUUCUUACAUAUUAACUAUCAAUGUAGCAGCAGUCCAGAUGUUUCUUUAUAUCAAUUCCAGAUAUUUAAUCAUUUUUAAAAUUUGCAUUGUAUUUUUCAAAACUAUAUUUAGCAACAUUAAUAAAACAAGAAUAUAUAGUUUUAAUCUGCCAGCCAAAUUUGAUUUAUGGCCUUUGACAUGUACGAUUACAGUUCAAACAAACCUGUUGCCAUGAGGGAACUUUUAAAAGUCUUCUAUUUACUUCUUCAGUGCAAUAAAAUGUGUU